AUGCGUUUUCGCGCAACGAUCGAGCAUGUCCCUACUUUCUUUCGGAUCGUACAGGCAAUUGAGAAACUCCAAAAACGAUUCUUGAUUAAGUUUACGGAGACGAAUAUGCACAUCAUCUGCAAUAGCGACGCGAACGAGGGUGGCAUCCAAGUUUGGUCGCAAAUCAAACUAGAUUCCAUAUUCACAAACUACCGCAUUCAAUCCAAUGCGAACAACGAAAUCACGAUGGUCCUUCCUUCGGAGGCCUUACUGGCUGCAUUGAAAUCAGCCUCAGCAUCCUCUCCAACCUCAUCCUUCGAAACAGAAGAGGUCGUCAUGAGAUUGGCGAAGAAAAACGACCAAGCCUUACUGAGCUUUGAAAUCUCUGGCUUGACGCGCGUAGGCCGCAAAGUGCGGGUGGCGCAUGAUGUCAAGAUUGAAGUCAUGAAACCUGCGGACGUCGAAAAGCUCUCGGAGCCGAUGUGUCCUGAACCUGAUGUUCAUAUACUCUUGCCGCCAUUACAGAAACUCAGGACGAUCGUUGAGCGGCUGCGGCCCAUGUCGGACAUCUUGGCCGUCCGAGCGAACAAUAAUAAGUGUCUGCAAAUCUCAAUCCAUACCGAGGGAGUGAAAGUGGAGACGGAGUGGAAGGAUUGCGUGAACCCCAAAACCCAGGAAGAUAAUCCUGAUGAACCACCAGAAGAAGCACGCAAUCCCGAAGAAUUGUUCACAGUUCUCGUGUCCGUCCGAAGUUUCCUCAAAUUCUUGAACAGCCAUGUUGUUUCGACUACAACCAUUGCAUGUAUAUGCCAACACCAUUGUAUGAUCCUAUAUGUCUACAUCGGGGAUGUGGCGGACGCUGGGGGCGUUUUGACGUUCUAUAUCCCUGCGAUUAUUGAUGAUGAAGGUCGAUGA
Messenger RNA from Laccaria bicolor S238N-H82, 894 nucleotides. RefSeq lists its product as uncharacterized. Gene Ontology annotation, biological process: double-strand break repair via homologous recombination; meiotic DNA integrity checkpoint signaling; mitotic DNA replication checkpoint signaling. The record is from RefSeq and is a predicted model, not a curated record. The transcript is spliced from 6 exons. NCBI's taxonomy places the organism in Eukaryota, Fungi, Basidiomycota, Agaricomycetes, Agaricales, Hydnangiaceae. The coding region runs from base 1 to 894 and encodes 297 amino acids. Gene Ontology annotation, cellular component: checkpoint clamp complex; site of double-strand break; nucleolus.